This is a messenger RNA of Phaeodactylum tricornutum CCAP 1055/1, 2400 nucleotides long. RefSeq lists its product with no specific name. The record is from RefSeq and is a predicted model, not a curated record. Gene Ontology annotation, biological process: lysosome organization. The coding region runs from base 1 to 2400 and encodes 799 amino acids. The transcript has a single exon. Gene Ontology annotation, cellular component: lysosome; lysosomal membrane. NCBI's taxonomy places the organism in Eukaryota, Bacillariophyta, Bacillariophyceae, Surirellales, Neidiaceae. Gene Ontology annotation, molecular function: hydrolase activity, acting on glycosyl bonds.
AUGUCGGAAGGGUCCGAAGGCAGUAGCGAUGCUGUCGUCGGCGAAGGCGACAUCGUCUACCCUGACGUUCACCAGGACCCCCGCCGUAUUCCUCAGGUACUAACCAAAGCCGCCGUGCCUACACUCGUCGCUGGUUUGGAUGCAGGAGAUGUUUUGGAAUGCUACCUGAUCACUCGUACAUCUUACUUACACGGGAUUGCCGAAAAUCGCAUACCGGUGCACAAGCAAGUCAUUGGUUUGCGCUACCGCCCGCCCUCCUCGGCUUCCAAUACAGCACCUGCAGCCGGUGCCAACAGGGGGUCCGCAUUUGCGAACGGCAUAACGGGUAAACCACCACUCUCGCUUACACUGGAGUACGGACCCACCCGUACAGGACGGACUCCCGAUUUGCCGCACGAUGUGCUGCCCCGGAUUGUUCCAGAAGACAACGAAGUCGAUAUGGUGACCUGGGAGAACGAAGCACAAGUCUAUUACACAACCAGUAUCUCACCCGACACCCACGAGGAUGCCAACUACGUCACUUCUUUGACGGGAGCGGUCUUGUCACACUUGUUGCUGGAAGCCUGCGCGUAUCCGCUCAUACCCUCUAGACGUCGAUACCAACCCUUCGCGGUGGUGGACGUGCGCACGAACGCUACCUUACUGCGAUCCAGCAGCGACCGCGACUUCAUCCAAGCCAUGAUGCAAGUCUUGGCCAACGUUGGGGUCGUUCUCCAACCCAUCAUUCCACCACAUCCGGGACUCGUACAGCUCACGGCGAUUGGCAAAGUGGAACGUAUCCCGACCGCAACGUCGCGAACCGUCGUGGCGCAGUUUUACCAAACGCUCUACAAGUGCGUCGAAGCCAUCGCAGCCGCCAACGUGACGGCCGCUUUGCCAAUUCCUUCCGCACCCACGGCUGCGCCUUCAAAGACUCCGUCAAUGGCUCCGUCGAUGCUGGACGUGGCGUUGCCCGUCGAACCCGAGGUAGCGACCGAUCCUCCGAUUGUACCCGGUGACGACGUGCCGGACAAUGGGAAUAACGAUUCCGGAAAUAACUUCGACAACUUGCCUUCGUUGUUAUCAAAACCACCCCGUCGCCUUGACCAGCAAUCGAUUCUGAUCAACUUGUCCGGGCCACCUCCCAGUGAACCUCUGGCAUCAAUGGCUCCUGUACCCUCCAUUCCCGCGUCCAUUGGGGCUGUGGGAGAAAGUCCGGCUCCAACGUCUGUCUUACAGCCACCAAUUAUAUUGCCAAGUGUAUCCCUUACAAAGAUACCCUCAAUGACGCCAUCCUCCCCGCUUUCGACGGCCCCGUCUUCAGCCACACUUUCUACCUUACCUCCGAGUUUUCCGCCAACAACAGUACGCCCUCCAGUCUCAGAGUCCGACCUAGCGGCCCAAGCCGCGCAACAAGCCCAACAGGCGGCAAAUGAUGCGGCUAGCUCGGGCAAUUCCCAGGCUGCAAAAGCAGCUUCACAGGCGGCAUCGGCUGCGCAAAAGGCUGCGGACCUGACUGCUGUACAAGCGGCGUUUAUGAGUCGAGACGCGUUGUUUUCGGGAGAUGGUACUAGCGUCACAUCGGCUCUCUCCAAAUGCCUCUCGGAACCACGUUUUGGGCUCGUUAACGAGCGUAUUGAACAAGUAACCAACGAUGUCGACGGGGAGAGUAUUGUCACCAACCUGACCACCACCACCGCAUAUUUGUACUGGGACGGACACUUCUACUACCGCGUUAACUUGACGGCACCUUUUCUUCAAGUAGUUCCUCGUUUGUUGGACCUUCCCCCACCCGCAUCAGCAUCGUCCGGUGCUGCCUUGGGCGCGGACGAUUUUGUCGAUUGGAGUUUGGCCCUUGUGAUUUUUGCGUGUUUUCUAGUCGGCUGUCUCCUCAUUUUCCAAGCCGUCAUGGGUCGCAAUUUGCGCAUCAUUCGGCCGCUCUAUAAGUGCCAACGCUGGUUCUUCGAUCCGUUGCAGCACAACUAUGCGGAUCUGGACGAAACAUCCGAGGCAGACGGGGUUUUUCGUCAGCAGCACGGCUGGGGUCGUGAAUACUCUUUCGGAGAAGACGUCAUCCCUCUGUCGAUGGGCGGCCGACGAGCUACCGGCAGUACUCCCCCUCACACCAACUAUAGCGAACACGACGAAGAUGAUUUAUUUUGGUCCGGCAAAGCAAAAAAAAGUUCGAACGGCGGCCAUAUAUCUGGCGAAAAGUCUGAGAUGGAACUCACUAAUCUGUCGGAAGGUCGGAAGCGACUUUCGACCAAUGGUAGCUUCCGUGAGGAUGAAGAAUCCCCACUUACGAGCCAUCGCUUGUUUCGCGAUCCUGAUUUGGUUGAAAUGCCUACGUUACAUAGUACCAGCAAAGUGGCCAUUCCGGUCAGCCUUUCGCCAGACAAAGUUUCAUCAACCAAAAAAUAA